GAACACGAGGAACAUCUGCAUGAACUCUGAUCACGUCGUAUCAUGUUUUGGUUUAUCUUAAGUGCCGUUUUACUUCUAUUCGCGGUAAGAUUCCGCUUUCCAUACUUCAUCACAGACGUCCAGUACGCCUACCGAAUCUUAUUACUCGCAUAUCACACGACCAAAAUAAGAAAAUCCAAACCUUUCUAUACUUUAGGGGACCGAUUUCUGGAGCAAGUCCAGAAACAUCCCGACAAAGUGUUUAUUAGCUUUGGCGACGAGACGUACUCGUACGCGGAGACGGAUAGACGGAGCAAUAAGAUCGCGAGGUGUUUAUUAAAGCACGCGGGUCUUCACGAGGGAGAUUCGGUGGCUCUUCUCAUGGGAAAUGAGCCCAUGUUCAUGUGGAUGUGGUUGGCUUUGACGAAGAUCGGCUGCUCUGCGGCUCUUCUGAACUAUAACAUCAGAUCCAGAUCACUGCUGCACUGCUUCUCCUGCAGCGGAGCCAAAGCACUCAUCGCCUCAGCAGAGCUGCAGGAUGCUGUUGAAGAAGUGCUGCCUGCGCUCAGAGAGCAAGGAGUCACGGUCUAUAUACUGACUGACAGUGUUAACUGUGACGGGACUGAGAGUUUAACCGACAAGAUCAACCAGGCUUCAGAUGAGCCCAUUCCUGCCGACCUGAGAGCCAACAUCACCUUGAGAAGUGUAGCGGUGCACAUCUAUACAUCAGGCACGACAGGUCUUCCAAAGGCAGGUUUGGUUACUCAUCAGAGGUUGUGGGCGAUGUCCCUCUUCCAGUUUCUUUGUGGAGGGACCUCUGAAGAUGUUGUGUAUAUCAACCUUCCCUUGUAUCACAGUGCUGGGUUUUGUAUCGGAUUCACAGGGUGUAUUGAGAGAGGAAGCAGUGUAGUUUUGAAGAGCAAGUUUUCGUCCUCUCAGUUUUGGGAUGACUGCAGGAAAUACAAUGUAACUGUGAUCCAGUACAUUGGAGAAACAAUGCGUUAUCUCUGCAAUACACCAAAGCGAUUUAGCGACCCAGUACACAGCGUUAGAAUGGCCAUUGGGAACGGGAUGAGGGCAGAUGUUUGGAGGACAUUUAUAAGCCGGUUCGGUCAUAUUGAAAUCAAAGAAUUCUACGGUGCAACUGAGGGGGUCACAGGUUUCCUGAACUUCGCUGGGAAAAUUGGGGCUGUUGGUAGAUUGCACGCUAUUCAUAAGAGGGUAAGCCCUUAUGCCAUGGUUAAGUUUGACCAAGAGCUAGAGGAACCUGUCAGGAACGCUGAUGGAUUUUGCACAGAGGCUGCUAAAGGUGAGACAGGUCUGCUGCUGUCGAAGAUCACCCAAAGGCAUCCUUUUAUUGGAUAUGCCGGAGAUCAGAAGCAUACAGAAAAGAAGAAACUGUACAAUGUGUUUGAAAAGGGAGACGUAUACUUCAACUCUGGCGAUCUGUUCAGGAUAGACAGUGAUAACUUUAUCUACUUUCAGGAUCGUGUGGGCGACACUUUUAGGUGGAAAGGGGAAAACGUGUCCACAAAUGAAGUAUCGGACGUUCUAACAAUAGUAACAUGUAUAGAGCAAGCAAACGUGUACGGCGUUACAGUUCCAGGACAUGAGGGAAGGAUAGGAAUGGCUGCCGUCAAACUAAAGGACGACCGACAGUUAGAUUGCGAAGGUCUUUUUAGUCACGUGACCACUUACCUUCCUUCUUACGCCAGACCGCGCUUCAUACGGAUCAAGAAUGACAUGGAUACUACUGGCACCUAUAAAUAUAUGAAAGUAAAGCUAACAGAGGAGGGCUUCAACCCUGUGCGAAUCAAAGAGCCUCUGUUUGUUCUGGAUGAGACGGUGAAUAGCUACAGACCUCUGACACAGGAAACAUACCAGUCCAUAUCAGAGGGUCACUUCAGGUUGUGAAUAGCAGGCAAUGAAAGUUAUUUGAUUACAGACUGUUAAAACUAAACUCACCAUUGCAAUACAAUAACUGUCCAGAUAUCAGAUACACUUUAUAUGAGUUAUAUUGAUGUAAACUACAGAAAUUCCUAUGUAAAGAAAAUAACUUUGCUUUUUUGUGUUUCACAAAUAUUUCAUUUUCGCAGCACAGUAUUUUAAAAGCACACAUUUUCUCUGGUAACGUGGUUUGAAAAGACUAGAAAUAUCAAAGUGUAUUAUUUAAUUGUCUGUCUGAGAGCUCUCAAAGAACUUUCUCCUGUGGUCUGUGGUAGACACAUUGUUUAGUAAGUGUUUUCUAGAAAAUGAUUGGCCUGAGUAGAAACCCUCCCACUCAUGUCUCAAAGGUUGUAUUGGAGGAAAGGGUUGCCAAAUUGGGAAGAAAUGUACAUUUUGCCUCUACCACAUACUUAAGAUUCUUAUGACAAAACCAUUUCUUAUGUUGUCAGUAUGUCAUUUUAACUGGUCUCAAGGCCGAGACUAGGGGGAAUUCCCUCUCCAAAUUUUUCUUGGGCCCCUCCAAAGAUUUUCAAGCUGACAAUAAAAUAUUUAAAAAUUAA
Molecule: messenger RNA, 2486 nt
Organism: Triplophysa rosa
Lineage: Eukaryota; Metazoa; Chordata; Actinopteri; Cypriniformes; Nemacheilidae
Gene: slc27a2b
Product: solute carrier family 27 member 2b
Exons: 10
Coding region: 43-1893 (616 amino acids)
Molecular function (GO): long-chain fatty acid transmembrane transporter activity; long-chain fatty acid-CoA ligase activity
Source: RefSeq, a predicted model, not a curated record